AUGAAGAUAGAUAAAUUGCGAUCAGUGAGAGUGGGUCAACGAAGAUGUGUAGAAAUUCAGCUUGAACGAAUUGAACGGGGGAGAGAGAAUUCAUCGAUGAUAGAAUUUAACGCAAUUCUAGAAUCCAUUGUCAGAAAAGCAGAGACGAUCAAAUCUUUAAACGAAAAGAUUUUAGAACUAACGGAAGUAAUCGACAUCGAGGAGGAGUUAGUAAACAGUGAAGAAUAUGGAUUAACGUUGGAGAUAAAGGUGAGAGAACUUCGAGCUUAUAGCGAAAAAAGGAAAAGCAACACUGAAGAACAACAGAAUGCUUAUAGCGAACCAACUAACCCGCAAAACCAGAACAAAGACGGAAGUGGUUCCCUGAUCGAAAAUAAUAACGUGAAUAAUGGUAACAGUUCUUUGAAAAAUGUGAGUACAUUUCAUUCAAACACGUCGCUUUAUCACAGACUGCCGAAAUUAUCACCGCCUGUCUUUAGUGGUGACAUUCUCGAAUGGCAAAGUUUUUGGGAUGCUUUUGAUUCCUCUGUUCAUCAAAACCCGAAUCUUACAGAAGUACAAAAAUUUAAUUAUUUGAAGACGCAACUAGAAGGCAGUGCGGCUCAAGUUAUUCAAGGAUUUGCACUUACGCAUGCAAAUUACAUUCAAGCAGUCGAUUUACUGAAGGAGAGGUUCGGACAGUCUCAUAAAAUCAUGCAUGCGUAUAUACAGGCAUUACUAAACCUGCCAGCCCCGAGCAAUACUCUAUACAGUAUGAGAAAUUAUAUCGACAAAUUAGAAGCUUAUAUCCGUGGAUUGGAGUCCCUAGGCCAAAAUCAAAAUACAUAUGGAACGCUUUUAGUACCAGUCAUUAUAGACAAACUUCCGGCAGAAAUUCGAAAGAGUUUAGCACGAGAAAAUGGCAGCGAUGAGUGGUUAUUAGAAACUUUACGAAAAGCGUUAUACCGUGAAUUGAAUAUCAUGGAGGCCGGACAGACUACAGAUGAUUUAGCUGGUUAUAGAACUACAGCGUCGUUUUUCACGGGCGCCAGACAGAAAACAGGAACCGGAAGUCACGUGACACAGAAUUCCGCACGCGAAAUGUUUGAUGACCAGGAACAGUGUAUAUUUUGCAACGAAUUUCACAUUACCAAAAACUGUACAAAAGUAACUGAUGUGAUUGCUAGAAAAGACAUAUUAAGAAAUAAGCAUUUAUGUUUUAAUUGCUUGAAUAUCAACCACCAAGUCAUUAACUGUCCAUCAACUUACAAGUGCUUCAAAUGUAGAAGAAAACAUCACACUAGUAUAUGUGAAAGUAGUCUAGAUUCGAAUCUAAAUAUCGGUGCUAGCGAGUCAACCCAGUCUUCACCCGAAUAUCAACCCACAAAUCAAGCACAGACUGCAACUUUACAAUCAAGCACCCCACAUGAAGCGUUCAUAGAUUACGACACGUAG
This is a messenger RNA of Ruditapes philippinarum (Manila clam), 1434 nucleotides long. RefSeq lists its product as uncharacterized. NCBI's taxonomy places the organism in Eukaryota, Metazoa, Mollusca, Bivalvia, Venerida, Veneridae. The transcript has a single exon. The coding region runs from base 1 to 1434 and encodes 477 amino acids. The record is from RefSeq and is a predicted model, not a curated record.